ACUUUGCCAUUAUGUGAAAGCUGCUGUAGACACUACAUGAAGAAUAUGGCUGUGAUCCAAUGGACCUCUACUUACAAAACACCUAGUGGAAUGUAGUUUCCUGACCCAUGUUAUAGAUGGUUCAUAAAACACAUCUCACUUUAGCGAAGAAAGAAUCAGGUCUGGGAAGGCAUGGUGUACUUUAUUUAAAGUUCAUGUAUUUUUCAUCAGCUUCAAGUAAAUAGAACCAGUGUAAUGGAAUAAGGUGUACAAAAUUGAUAUCUCCAAGGCAAGAGCUGUUAUGUAGGCAGAAAUUUUUCCUUUUACAACAGCUUGUAGAAAACUGAGAAAAGCAAGUCUUGGCUUGAUUGGAGACACAAGGAGCUAGGAUCCUUUAAGGGGUUGCAGACCUGGACUGUGUCUUGUUUCACUGCCGGUCCCCACUUUUUGACAGAGAACCCAGCACGUAUCCUUUAGGAAGUACUUGUUAAGGAUGGUGGCACCACCUUCCAGUUCAUUUCCCACAUGGAUCUCUGAUCUCUCCUUUAUACUGCCUCCUCCAUGGGGCUUCUAGGUGGAAUGACUGUGUAAUGGCCCCAUCCCUCUCUUAUAGGAAAAGUCACUAAAGAAAUUUGUAAUAAGUUGUAUAGUUUAACUUUCAGUAAAAGCAUAUAUUUGUGGAUAAUGUUUACAUCAGUGUUACUGUCUGUGGCUUCUGAGAUAAUUGUAUUGGGGAACAUGUUUAACUCUAAUGGCAGCAAAUUAUAUGGCUGAUACUGUCUGUGAUGCUUUCUUGAAACUAUUUAGUCAGGCUGGUAUUUAGAGCUGGCUCAUAUUGUGAGUUCUGUGUUGCAACAGGAUAUACAUUAAUGUGUCACCGUGGGAUGGAAGGUAGGUCUGUAAGUCUUUCUGUAAAUAUCUGAGGAAUGACUGUUGGGUAAGUUUAACAGUCCACAAGGUACCUGUGGUGAUUUUGACCAAGACUUUCUCUCCAGCAGAACCAAGGACAGAAUUCCAGCCAUGUCUUUCCUGGCCGGUGGCCUUUUCCAGUCCUCAAUUCCUCAGACAAUAUGUGUUGUGCGGUCACCCCCCUCAGAUCUUCCCAAGCUCUUCUGCGGGAAACUACUUCCCACUAGAAGCUCCAAGCUGCUCAAGUGAAAAAGCAGAAGAUGGAGAGAGAAAAGGCUCUAAUACCAUGUUCAAGAGGCCGCAGCAGAAUGGGACUUCAAGUGUAUUUUUUAGCCCAUUUCAAGGUCAGCCAGUAGACACAGUGGUAGGCAGCAGAGGUGGAGGAAUAAACCAGGGGAUGACCUCUAAGGAGAGAGACAGAGUGUUGAUGAGGAAAGACAUCUCAGAAUCUGGAGCAGUCACAUAUGGAAAAUAUAGACUAGGACUUAGCACAAACCCAAGUCUCUUUAGCGUCCAGAAGCAUCAUGUGUGUCCAGAAUGUGGCAGAGGCUUCUGCCAGAGGUCAGACCUCCUCAAGCACCAGAGGAUGCACACAGGGGAGAAGCCUUAUAGUUGUAGGGAGUGUGGGCGAGGCUUUGGCCGGAAAUCCUCUCUCACCAUACACCAAAGGAAGCACUCGGGGGAGAAGCUAUAUGUGUGCAGGGAAUGUGGACGACAUUUCAGAUAUACAUCCUCAUUCACUAACCACAAAAGGAUACACUCUGGGGAGAGACCCUUUGUAUGUCAGGAGUGUGGGCGAGGCUUUCGCCAGAAGAUUGCUCUCAUCCUGCACCAGAGGACACACUUUGAGGAGAAGCCUUUUGUGUGUCCUGAGUGUGGUAGAGGCUUUUGCCAGAAGGCAUCACCUCUCCAACACCGGAGCUCACAUUCAGGUGAGAGGCCCUUCUUGUGCCUGGAGUGUGGGCGUGGCUUCAGGCAGCAGUCCCUGCUCCUCAGUCACCAGGUCACACACUCUGGAGAGAAGCCUUAUAUCUGUGCUGACUGUGGGCAUGGUUUUCGACAGAAGGUCACCCUCAUCAGACACUAGAGGACACACACAGGGGAGAAGCCUUACCUGUGCUCUGAGUUUGGGCGUGGCUUUAGCCAAAAGGUCUCCCUCAUGGGACACCAGAGAACACACACUGGGGAGAAGCCUUAUGUGUGCCCCGAGUGUGGGCGGGGCUUUGGUCAGAAGGUCACUCUUAUCAGACACCAGAGG
Pteropus alecto (black flying fox) is the source of this 2146-nucleotide messenger RNA. RefSeq names its product zinc finger protein 169-like. Gene Ontology annotation, molecular function: DNA-binding transcription factor activity, RNA polymerase II-specific; RNA polymerase II cis-regulatory region sequence-specific DNA binding. The transcript has a single exon. NCBI's taxonomy places the organism in Eukaryota, Metazoa, Chordata, Mammalia, Chiroptera, Pteropodidae. The record is from RefSeq and is a predicted model, not a curated record. Gene Ontology annotation, biological process: regulation of transcription by RNA polymerase II. The annotation marks the transcript as partial.